GGUGAGACGCAAUAAGCAAAAAAAACGGUACGCGUUCCAUCAUCAUCAUUCCGGUCGGCUCUGUUUUUCUGCGCGAUACAAUUUCGGCACUUUGCCCGUUGCGAAAAGGGACGCUCUGCCAGCGUUGGCGAAUGUGGGUCCUGCUAGUUUCCAGUGUAAGUGUGGCGAAACAUAUCGUGCCCAUAUCAAAUUGUGUGUGCCAUUGUGCUGCCGUUCGUCCGUUCGUCCUUACGGAAGGAGAAGGGCCGAAGCAAGCGCCCUCCUGUACAAAGCUGCAUUGCGUGUGCUGUGUUUUUGCAAAGGUGUUGUUCCGUUCCCGGAAAACGGCCCCGAAUUUUUCCCAAACGUGCCGACACCUAGUAUCCCCCGUACUGUGAUGAGGGGGGAGGCAUCAUGUUCCCUUUCUGCCACCGUGUUUCACGUGUGUUGUGCUGGUGGGAUAAUAGCGUGCGCUGAACGAAAAGGGUUUUGUGUAACAUCCAAAUAAUUACCCCGCACCAGUGCGUUGUGUGCGUGCGCGCGCGCGUGUGUGUGUGUGUGUACCGAGGAGGUAUGAAAAUGUCGUCCAUUUGGGAUGGGUGCGAUUCCGGGUGGAAAAGGCCGGCGUGUGGCGCCUUGAAGGAGUAAAAAGGGAAGGGAAGGGGGGGGGGGGGCAAAGCGAAUUUUGCAAACCACCCCAAAAGGUCAGUGUAUCGUGCUCAUUUCCAUACCCGCGCGUAGGCCACGGCCUCUCCCCGGGUUUUAUUUGUUCUAUUCCAUCGCUCACUUCGCUCUGCUCACUUUGCAAAACAGUGCGCGAAUUUGUUAUCGACCGAAAGGUAGCGUACGGCGGCAGUGAGGUGAAAAGGAAAGAAGGCAAGAAGAAACAAAAAGAAAAAAAACUCACACACAAUCCAAGUGUCAUUUUUGUUUGGUUUGCUGUUUUGUUGUUGUUGUUCUUUUCCUUCUUUCCUUGUUUUCCCUUUUCGUUGCGCGUACCUUGCACACCUCCCCCCUCCCGCUCGGUGACGACUCACGUUACACACAAGCCCGCAAUGAGAGCGCACGGUGACAAAAAUAAUGCGUGCAAGGUGGUUUUCCCACACCGCACGCGAACCAACUGCGAACCACAAUUGCACCAGGCGCAUGAGGAGAAGGGGGCGAAAGGUGGAGAAGAAAAGGGCAUCACCGCCGCCGCGGUGCUCGAAUCCAGAGCAGAGUUGCUAAUAACACACCCGUCGCCUGCUCCCGUCGCGGGCGAUCGUGUCGCUGUGCGUGAGGUAGCGUUACCAAGCGUUACCCCGGUUACCCCGGUUUCCCGGUCAGGAGCGAGAGCGCGGUUUUGCGAAACCCGAUUUUGGCAUUACAGGCUGCCCAAAACCCCACGCGAUCGGGCGCGUUUGUGUGUUUGACCCUUUGCCGUUUGCAUGCUCCGCCACAUUCCACCUGUAUUAUUGUGCCAAUGCCAUUCCGAGUACGAUUACCGUCCGUCAACCCUGUCGGUCCCGGUGCAAACCGUCUAUCCGGCUUUGCACGAGUGUGUUAUUUAAUCGUAUCGUACACACCGGACGCCCUUUGGUGUGACUACGUGCGUAUGUGUACAGCGAUGCAAGUGUGUGUGUGUGUGUAUGUGCGUUGUGUGUUUUUGAUUGAAUAAACCAAACAGCGCAAAAGGGAUUUCGGAUCGAAUCGAAUUAUGCGUAUCAUGCGCUGAAAGGUGAUAACGUUUAGGGAGUACCUGUGCCCCAUGUCCUUGUUGUUUUGUUUUAUAAUCCAGAACCUAUAAGUGCUAGUUCUUCUUCAAUCUGUGGUUUUCACUUGUUUCUUUUUUUGUCUAUUGCCAACAACCGCGCCUCCGUUGUUGUCCCCGCGCGGUGCGUUCGCUCCAAACGCUUGUUUACUCUUUCUCUCGAUCGAUGCUCUCGCGUCCGUUCGCUCGCUCACUUUCGUUGUGGUUGUCUCCCUCUCUCUUUCCCUCUCUCUCUCUCGCUCUCUCUCUCUCUCUCUCUCUCUCUCUCUCUCUCUCUCUCUCUCGCUCUCUCUUUUCUUCGUUCUCGUUCAACUCCGCGCGCGCUCUUGUUUUUCGGUACGCGCGGCUCUCUACACACACGUUACGCAUCAUCCCCUGUGCCGAGGUGUGCUUUAGUGUAUUCCGGUCUCGCAUUCCGUGUGUGCGUUGUGUGCCUCGCAUCCGUACCGGGGCCGCCCCGUGUUGUUUUGUGCUCUCGCGCUUCGUGUUUGUGCGCUGUUGUGCUACUACCCAGCGGCGCGACCAGGAGUAGAAGGUGCAGUAUGCGCUGCUGACCGGGGUGGAAAAUAAAAAAGAAUGGCAGCAGGCGGCGGCGGCGGUGGCGGCAGCAGUGCGCUGCUUCUUGACCAGGCAUACAUAGUAAUAUAAACAAGAAUGUUAAUGAUAUGUAAUAAAUGGUUAGCAGCAUUCCGGUUUCGAUAAAAGAACCGACAGUGAAAUAACAACAAUAGAAAAGCAAUGUUUUUAGUGAUAUCGGUCCGCGCAUUGUCAGAAAAUUGGCUACCGGUGGUAGUGGUGUGACCGGCGUAUUCGUACUGUGCAGUGUUGUAUCGUGCCGCUGUGAAAGAUUAAAAAGCAUCGAUUUGAAAUAUUUAUUAGGCGUGAAUCAUAAACCCCCCCCUCCCCCCUUGCCGCUCCGUCUGCAGUCCUCCCACGCCCGUCUGGUGUGCGCGCUCGUUGGGGUGGCAGGAAGGUUUCGGUUGCGUAUUGACACGGGCGGCCGCCCCAUUGUUUGCACGCAAAACCAGUUAUGCAUGCGUAGGUGGUUCCGCGCCGCGGCAGUGUGCACGAGGAGUAGGCCUCGAGAAUAACCACUAACACAUACAUAUAGCGCGGCGAAGUGUGCUUUGCCCACCGUUGUCGUGGCUGGCGUAGUGUGAUGUGGUGAUGCACACGGCGACCGCCACCACCAUCACCAACGUCGUGUGUGCAUCGACGCCCUCGUCCCGGCGCCGGCAGUGUGUGAUGCAUUCGGCCCAUUGUUGGACGGCUUCGUCGCUGCCCGGUGGUGCUGGCUGUUGCAGUAGUAGUAGUGGUAGUAGUGGUGGUGGCAGUGGUAGUGGUAGUAGCAGUGGCGGUAGUGGUGGCGGCGGUGGUGGAAGCGAUAGUGAGGGCGAUUGACCGGAAAACAUGCGAACCGUCAGAUACGAUCGUCGUAGGUCCGGAUCCGCUGCCGUUUUGGCUUGCAAACAACAGCAGUGAAACGCAAAUAACAAGAAGAAGAGCGGCAAGAAAGGCAGGAGGGUGCAGAAACAGAAAAGAACAAAACAACAACAAACAAACAACUCGACGGCAGCAGCAGCAACAACAACAGCAGCUGGCGCAUCAAUCAAUAAACGACUCGCACACACUUACACAGUGUUUUUUUUCUGUGUGUGGUGCCGUGGAUAGAAAAGUUCUCUCGGUUUAUAGUGUUAUUAUUGUGAAGCAAAAGUAAUAAAAACAAAGGAAGCGUUCCUGCCCCCAAUGGGUAGCAAGCCCUGUAUUGUGUUGUGGUGGUGCAUCGACAGCAAGAACAGCAGCAGCCGUAUCAGCAGUUGCAGCAAGCGAAACCGCAACAGUGACAGCAGCAGUCGGCAUCCGAGCUGCCUUUGCAAAAAUUAAAUACCACACAAAUGGUGAAGGAUUUUUUAUGGCGCUGCUCUCAUUUCGACUUAGUAUUCUGUUUACAAUAGGAUUGCUGUUGCUGAAUGGAUUCGUUUCCGAUUCGUCAGUGCUUGCAUUUGUCAACGAAGAAGGUCCGGAGCGGCUGCGGCUAAUAGCCGCACCGCCGUCGCACGUCAUCGUGACGGGCAGCCGCAGUGCGCCCGUCUAUCUGCCUUGCCAGGCGGAGCUUGGGCCGGACACGUCCGACGACAUACCGAACAGUAGCUACGGCGACGAGUAUCUGGACGAGCACAAUGAGGAGGACGAGGAGGAGGAGGAAGAUGAGGAGGGUUAUGACGAGGACACCGACGAGAUGGAGGAUGACUUUCUGCCCCACACUUCUUCGCUGGUAACGAACAACGAUCUGACCAACGGCGACCAUCGCCAGCAGCAGCAGCAGCAACAGCAGCAGGCGCAGCAGACCGGUCAGCAUUUUUCGCGCCAAUACAAAGACUACGACGACACGGAGGAGGAGGAGGAGCGUCGUCGGCGGCGGCGGCGAAAGCGAUAUGUGCACACGCAGCGGCGAGGGGGCGAAUAUUACGGGUCGCCGGGCAGCAUCUUUGAGUACGUGUGGUAUCGCAAUGGGCUGGAGUUUCUUACCACCUCCUUUCAGAGCCAGAACCAGCGCCAGACGCAUAAAGGAUUCCGGCUGUUCGAGAACGGUACGCUGCGCAUCCUGUACAACCGGCAGAACGGAAACAUUGUGGCGGGCGUUUACCGGUGCAUGGCCACGCUUGUCAGCCAUCAGCAGCGGUACCAGGGCUCGAUCCUGUCCACCGAAAGUACCGUUUCGAUUGCGUAUCUUGAACGGGACAAUCAGAUAAAUUUCCCCAACAACACGAUCGUCGUGCGAGCGAACGAACCAACCGUCCUUCCCUGCCCGUUUCAAAGCUAUCCAGCAGCUAAUAUUACCUGGUCGAUGAACAAAACUGUGCUGCAGCUGCAUUCAAAUUUUGGCAACGCAAGAGACAGCAGAUUUUUUCUACUGCAAAAUGGCAGUCUGCUCAUCACGGACGUGCAACUGAUGGACAGUGGACGCUAUCGCUGCAACGCCACCAAUAAUUACGUCGCCAAAAAUGUGCGCAGCACCAGCUUCAAUCUUGCCGUGAUUAGUGCACCCCCAAGUAGCCUUACGGUGGAGAGAGGGAAACGUCUUCUGCCACCCCUUCAGCCGGUGCGCCUGUCGGUGCGUGCUGGCGAUACGCUUCGGCUACAUUGCGCCUGCUACUCGUGCAAACCGCAGUGGCUGUUCACGCCCCGGCAAAGCCAAAUCCCCAUACGGCUGGAAAACUUCACCCACCAAGUUGCGUUCGUGAACGUUUCGGUCGAGCGUCACGAGGGUACGUUCACCUGCCGAACGCCGGACGGCACCGAUCGGCAAGCGUUCAACGUGACCGUGCUGGUUGCGCCGGCAAUUGUCAGCAAAAUUGCCUCGUACACCUCCUCGGUAGUGGCGUCGAUGGCGUUCAACUGUACCGUCACGGGGAAUCCGAUGCCGGCCGCCAUCUGGUACAAGAAUGGGCGCGAACUUACCAGCAACUAUAUCGUGCACCACAACUAUCCGAUGCUGCAAAUCAACACGCUCGACCCGGAGGACGAAGGGCUGUACCAGUGUAUGGCGCGGAACGAGGCGGGCGAAGUUUCCGUCUCGUCCUACCUGACGAUCCGCGACCGUCAGAAGUAUCGGCACAAGGCAAAGCGGCUCGAUGGCAUCCGGUGCUACCCGGUGGAUACGACCAGCCUGUACUUAACGUUUACCGUGCCACCGCACGUGAGCGCAAAUAUCGAGUAUGUAAUGUACUAUCUGGCCAGCGAUGAUCCGUUCCGGUGGUACAGCUCGCCUCCGACGCACCUGGCGGCCAAUGGAAGCCUGCGGAUCAGCGGCAAGAUGGUGGAACCGUUCCGGAACUAUACCGUGUUUUUGCGCGCCUGCUCGGUGAGCGACAUCUCCGGGACGGAGAAUAUGCGCGGCAACGGUGCACCCGGCAUGCAAAAAGUGAUCCCGUCCAGAUUGUCUCGGGGAAUUCGGUGCGCAUCGCAAGGAUACCCAAUUCUAUCGACCUUCUUUCCUAACAAUGGGAUUUUCAUCUGGUGGCCCAAGCACGAUGGAAUACAGCCGACCGCUUUCACCAUCCAGCUUCGGCAUGGUGGGAACAGCAAUUUGACCACCUUUACGAAUCAAAUCAUCGGUACGGUCGACCCGCUAGAUGAUUACAUGUCGCACGACGAGGUAGAACCACUGCUUGGGAAGAUUGAGGCAGAAACCAAGGAAUUGCAAGAUUGGCUAUGGAACGAGAACGACGCAGCAGAGGGGGUAAGUGACGGUAACAAGGGUGCGGAAAAUCUUGCCCAUCAAAGACGACGCCGCCGCCGGCGCCAGAGUCACCGAGAGGGUAGACGCAAUCGGCACGCGUUCGAUCUGUCCAAGGAUCGGAAGCAAAUUUUCGACUCACUGGCCACUAGUGGUGCAAUGGAUGUGGACGUACCGAUUCCAGUGAAUGCGGACCACAUUCGAUCCUCGAAUGUGUCCAGCAUCCAGGCGGCCGUGGCAGCAGCGAAACUUUCGACCGCCGGCCAAGGAAGCCUCGGUGACGAUGCUCAAGCUCGGAAAACGCACCAACAGAUCACGGUGACGCAGGUAAAGGUGGCAGGCAAUGUGACGGGCAUUCUGCUGCCAAACAUCCGUAGCGUGAUGGUGCGUGUGUUGGGUUCGUUGGCGGCAGAUGGUGAACCAGCGGUACAAGACUUGCGGUACGUCGAGUGGAAAGUGAUUGAUACCGAUGCUCCACGGACCGAUGCCGUCAAUAGAUUUCAGGCGAGUCACAUCGAUUCCCGAAGCGUACAGUUUACCUGGAGCCGUUUCGUUGCCACUAAAGCGAUAAAUCGGUGCCUGCAGCUGUGUUACAAAAACGUCAACUACGAUGUGACGAUGCGCGGAGGAUCCAACCGGUUCGACUGUCAGAAGAUCCCAAAGGAUGCGUCGUAUUACAAUGUGAAGGAUUUAGUUCCAGUUACUAUGUAUAAAGCUUUUUUGAAGCCCUGCGAAUCGACCGAAGCACUUAGCGAUAUUCUGGACUUUCAAACAAAGCACGAUGUUCCCGGGCCCGUUACGAAUCACGAGCUUCAUCGCAAGGGCGGCACAAUAAGCAUAACUUGGGGUCCGCCCGAAAACCGUAACGGUGUACUGCAGGGCUAUCUAGUGGAAUGGAUAACGGAGGAUAGUGUGCAGCAUUCGGCGAACCUUUCGGCCGAUGCGAUCAGCUUCACCUUUCCCAACGUAACGUCCGACGAGCGUAUCAAUAUAUCGCUCCGCGCACUAAGCACAUUCGGGCUCGGUAUACCGAUUUAUCUAAAUUUGAAAAAUUACGAGGGCGUUGUAAGUGGCGGCGAUGGGAACGGUGCUGGAAACCCGACCGGAUACAACGACCGUUGGCUCUUCCAGCUCUACUUAAUAGCGAUCGUGUUGAUACUGUUCGUGGUAAUGGGCAUAUUUUGCUACCUGCUGUUGCGACGGAAAGCGUGCAAAAAAGCGAACAGCAGCUCUGGCGCUCCACUUAAUAACCGAGCGCCGGUAACAACCGCUGGCAGCGAUGUUCGGCAUCAUCUUGCGAUCGAUGCGUCCGCGAUGCAGAUGAUGGGUAUGAUAACGGGGUGUAACAACGACAUGCAUGAGAUGCAAACGCUCAUCCGCUCCAGCAACAACUAUCCAGCGCGUGCAAACGGAACAGUAAUGGCCAACGGGCUCGCGAUUAACACGUACGGUCAAACCAUGCCGGAAACGAAUCCGGUCCCGGUAGCGGCACUGAUAACGCGGAAUCGGCCACAGCCCCGAAAAUCGUAUCACGCACCGUCGGCAAACGUACCUCUGAGCGGAACAGGUUCUACGGCUGCCAGUAAAGCGGGCCCGUGUACAGUUAUUACUUCCUACAAAGAGCUGUUGGGUAAGGAACGGCUAGACUGUGUAGGCAGCAGCAGCAGCAGCAGCAGCACCAGCAGCUGUGGCAAUGCAAGAUUUGCUCCUACUGUUUCCAAUAUACCUCAGCGAUCAUCGACAAAAGUGGGUGGUCAUUACGACGGAACUGAUAAAGGUUCUUCCGGUGCAAACGACGCGGCUGCUACGAGUAGUGACAGUUGCUUGCCGGUCAAUCAGGAGUGUUUAGCAACGAAUGGGCCUGUUGCAACAACCUCAAACAACGGGAGCACCUCAGCAACGCUCACCCGCCGUACAAGUGAACGCAAAUCGUCGCCAACACUUUCAUUCUCGUCCAAACUGCCCUGUGCUGUCCUACCGUUGUCGUCGUCGCCGUCGUCCUCGUGUACAUCCACCCCGUCGUCAUUAUCGCCGGCCUCCUCUCAAGGCGUGCUGAAACAGUGCUCUCCAGUAGAAUUCGAUAGUAGCCAACGUAGAUUAUUAGAGACAACCUUAGAUAGUAACACAAGCACCAUUAUUGUAGAAGAAGCGAAGCAACAGCAGUUAGAUAUACCAGCAGCACUCGCACCACCACCACCACCACCAACAACAACAACACCCCAACACCCAGUAGAAAUUUAUGAUUACGACUAUGCAACGAACUGUGAUGAUGAAAGGGAAGACGAAAGAGACCAUAGCCGGCAGCUACUGCUCGCGCAGGAAUGCCGGGAGGUGCCUGAACAUACAACGAGUCCGUUGAUGGGACCGAUGCCAACAGAUCAGUCCACUGCGGUGCUCCCUACCUUAAGCGAGCAGGAGAACAAGCUUCACGAGUGUAUCACUCGACGACAGCAGUCGAAAACUCACGAUGAAGUCAAUCAGAACUAUCGCCAUGCUAAUGCGUUCGUGUCGAGCAACGGAGUGGAAUUGGCUUUGGCGAAACACAAACCACAAACCUACAACCUGAAGCGUAAUCAAGGUGAGAAACGGGGCCACGACGACGACGACAACGACGACGACGCCGGCGAUGACGAUGAUGACGAUGAUGAUGAGCUGGAUAAUUCAUCAUCGCUACUGAAUUCAAGCAGCCUCAGUACAAAACCCCUCCACCAGCAAAAUCACACCUCCAGCUGGAAUUUUCGACGACCCAUCAUCGGUCCAAACGGCUAGGUUGAACAGUACGCAGCAACGCCAGCAAACCGGGUGCAUAGUAUCCGUAAUGAAGGGGCCGAUAAUAUGGCCGCUUCUUGUGGUGGAAGCAGUUACUUCCGCCGCCUCUCAGGUACAUUCGUUUUAUGUUAUAGUUUUUGAGAGAGCAGUGAUGACACUGCUUUUCCCCCGUACAGACACAUCCCCUCCUAAUGCGACGGUGCGCCAUCACACGGUGAUGCACGAUAUGAUAUGCUGUUGCGCUUCGGCAGAGCAACGACAACAAUUGAUUGGUGGCAUGAUAACGCGAUAACCCCACCAGCCCGAGCGCGUUGCAUUGUCAGGUGAAUGGGGAGGAAAGGAUUGUGUACGGUACCGCGGGGUGGUAUCGUUCGUCAUCUUAUUAGUAUCAGCAUGCCGCUGGAAAGGUAGUUUAGUAGGAAGUAGGUAGCAGGUAGAACGAAGCAGAGGCUUGAUCGUAAUUUUCGAUUACUACUUUAAGUGAUAUUUUUAAUUUGAUGUUAUAACGAGUCUUCUAUAUAUCUUGAAUGUGUUUUUUUGUUUGUUUGUUCUGCCUUAAGCGCUACCGCUAUCUUUUAUACAUAGUUUCCUUAAGCUCACCCAACUCAAUAAUGCCCCGCUGCGUGUCGUUGUGGUCGAUUGUGUUUUUAGUUUGUUUCUUUUUUUUUGCAAAGGUUAACAGUUCCCGCCACGCCGCGCGUGUAUAUGAUUAUCUAUAUGUUUCCUAUGAACGAAACGAUUUGCAUUUAAGCACACCACAUACAAACAGAAAGGUGCAGUAGAAGAACACGGACCCACUGUGCUCUGGGUACGCGGGUGUACAUUUUGUUGUUACAUUACGUUUUACAAGUUACAGUGUUCCCCACUCGUUGACGUACUCUUCCCCUCCCUAUUUACGUUACACACUGAAAGACACAGCAUAUUUAAACUGUUUGCUACUACACUUUUACUACAAGCCAGAAGAGUAAAUAUCUAGUGGAAAGUGAACUCGAAGUAAUCCGCUUCCACCACCAGUGUGAUCUACAGUAUUGUUUAUUUAUGAAAACUCGCAUUUUUGUGCUUUUUUUUAAUCUAUAUUUCUCCAUGACUAUCAGACGUUUGGCUCAUCUUAAGCCAUUUGAUGCAUGCUCUCUUGCGUUAAUGUACUGUGUACAACAAUGCCGGUAAUACAUAUUCUUCUACACACACACACACACCACCACCACCAGCGCCAAUUCCAUUGAUCUAAAAUUUCCAUACGAAGUGAAGAAGUACAUAAAGGAAAUGCGGGAAGUGUAGAAUAUAUAUAUAUAUACUCACAGCAAACUGAAAGUUUUACUUUGUUGCCAAAUAACACUACUACAGCAGCCAUUCGAUGCGCGCUUAGAUUUACAGAAAAGCAGCACCCGCGCCGCUGCUGGGCUAGUUGCAUUCUUCAAUGAAGAACGGUAACUAGUCGCAACUGUAAGAGCAUUCGAACACCUCGAACGGGAACGGCAGCCGAAACGAUGUAAUCGGGAAGCGCCGGACUAAUUUUAAUGGUCUAAUUUUAUAAUCUUGUGUAAUAAUCUCAUCGUCCCACCAAAGAGCAAACUACUACACACCCUAGCGGUAUGGAAAUAUAUAUAUACAUGUGCGCUAAUCUACAGUCAGAUAUUUAGCUUCAUAUAUAGAUUCACACCUUGUUCGCCCCCCCCCCCCCCCCCCCCCCGUCUAACGCGCUCUUCCCCAUGUUUCUGUCGCUAUUCACUAAUGUACUUCUUCAUCUUCGCAAACACACCUAUUUUUUACGCUGGGCGGUAUUGAACAAAAAAAGAAAACGGGCCUUGGGUGAGCAAAGCAUAUAUUUUACGCGAAAUGUUUAUAUGACGCGCCUGUCCCCCCUCUUUAUUAUAUUUAUUUAUGCUAUAUAUACAUAGCGUACGAGUUACAGUGUCCAACAAAACCUAAUGGUUCUGAUACGUGUGCCGUUACACUGCUCCAUUUCCGUUUAGGGCUCCCAAUGAUUUGGUUUAAAUGUUCUUCCAAAUUUUAAUUGCAAGUGUAUGAUGAAGAAAGGAAGUGAAAAUAAUAUGGUAUAGAACAGAGUAGAAUCAGUCUUGUAAUAGUUUAAAAAAUCACACACACACACACACACUCAAAAACAAAUAGCAAAUACACAAAUAGUGAACCAUACACUUCUCCAUCAUUUGGGUGGGGAUAGAAAACGAAAACAAAACGUAUGCCAAUGCAGAACACAAAACGGAGUAGAAAAGAAGAAAACAAAAACAAAACAACAACAACAAAAAAAAACAGUAAAAUUGACCGACGAUAUAAUGAAAUAAGAAUAAUCUGGGUACCUGACUUAUAAAUAGUAGUAAGUAAGUACAUCAUAACCUUAGCGAUGCAUAAUAAUGUGAACAUGAAAAAUUCUAUAUUAUACUAUAGCCCUACAAGCAGAGGAAGAGCGAAGAGGAGUAAUGAGAUGAUUAAUACAGUUGUAAGAACAGUGCUAGUGUGCAGUAAAGCACAGAAGCACAAACACACACUCACACACACCCAAAACAAAUUACAGAUCUGCAAUGAUCUGUGCUACCCCAUGUGCUCCAUGUAAUAAGGUAUUGUGGUGCAGCUUGUUGUGUAACAAAAAGAAGAAAAAAAAACUAUAAGAAAAGCCUAGGAUCAACGUAUGACAACCAAAUUCAAACUCGUAAAGUUCGUCAUACUUCCUUUGUUCUGAUUGAUUUGUUUGAAUCAUUGUUUGAAUCACUAUCUGCAGAAGAAGAAAAAAAAAAACAAAUCUCCCGGGCGUGUUUGGCAUUAACGACAACUUUUGGACGGUGGUGUGCCUUGAGUGCAUAACAAGCGAUAAUACAAUAUGCGGAAAUCGCACACAGUAGAACGCACUCACGAUAACGAGGGACUUUCCAAACAUGCACUGUAUGUUUCAGUUAGCUCUCUCUCUCUCUUUAAAGUACAUUAUUAAUAUUGGUUUGAUCUUGCAUAUUGCUAUAUUGCUAAUUAAAUUGUGAGUUUUACCAAUGCUUUUAUCCAAACUUUCACCUUAAGGGCUUACCCGGGGCUUACUAAUUUACACAACAAUUGCACAAUAGAGAAGAAAAACAAACGAGCUGAUUAACGGCAAACAACGCAAAGAGCAGCAGUUGCUGGAAAAAAUGGAAUGAAUCAGGAAGCAUCUUGUACUAGAGUGUUUAUAUGUUCCGAUACGAGAAAAGUGUGUUUUGUUGCAUUUUUUUUUAUUUAAAGUAUGUUCAAAACACAAACAAUGUGAAUGAGAACCUUUUCUAGAGAGAGAGACAAAUUAAGGAUGUGUGCUUUUGUGGAUAGUGAUGCAAAUUCGUCAUCAAUUCUAACACGGCCGAGGACUUACACCACGUGCUUUCGGUUUGUGUCCAAUUUCCAAUAGGAAAAUGUUUUCAAAUUCAAAUUCCAAUCUAAUUUAUUUCGCUCUUCCCUAUUGGAUAAGAAGAUUGCGUUUUGCAAAGGCAUGGCUUAACUGCUUACUGUAUACACUGUACACUGCUAAAACUCGAACCGUCAAUCCUAUUUCCGUGUGUUGAUGAAAGUAGCAAAAGCAAGAGAGAGAGAGAGAGAGAGAGAUAGAAGUAAGUAGGGCAGAUGUAAGAAAUCUAAGGAGGCAACAUUUUAUUUCCAUUAAGAAAUGCCUCCUCAACAGGUAGUGUACGACACAAACGUAAGAAAAAGAAGAAGAAGAAGAAGUAGAGGAAGAAGCAAACAAAAACCCUUACCACAUACGUACAUAAUUCCAUCGGCAAAUUGGCUGCACACUUUCCACAAUCCGCUGCAAAGUUACCAUUUUUUAAGUUGUAUUUUUCUGUAUUAUCCGUUAAAAAAAAAAAAACUGCACCUCCUCCUCUAUCUAUGGAUUAUUGUGCGCGUGUGUGUGUGUUCGCAGGCUCUGUCGCAGGCUCGCGUUACAUACACAAGCCACAAGCUCCUCUACCGUGCGUGAAAUAGUAUUGUGUUAAUCUAUUAUUAUUUAUUUAUUAACGCGUCCUAAAUGGGUGGUAUCCCUCGUGUCGUUGGAGGAAACAGCAAACAAAAACAAAACAAACAAACAAACAAACCUAAAAGCAAUAGAAGGAUUGUAUCUGUUUUGUAGCAGAUGCAUGUCAUAGGAGCAUACUGACAACAUGUACCAAAAACCGAACAAACAAACAAACAAAGUCACAUAUACACACACACACACACAAACUGCUCACAAACAGGAUAAUACACAGUUAUUUAUUCUCAACCGCGUGGUGUGGGGUCUGCUUUUGUCCAACGUUCUUUCCAUCGGGUUUUCCGCCAAGAAAAGCCGAUAAUCGACAAAGGCACGAGCCCUCGUUUUACCCCGCUAAUACACACCCCUCCCCUCCCCCCACAAAUGAUGUUAAACAGAGAACAUAUCUAACAUUCAAAAUUAUGUGUUAACAAACAAGCAAGAAAACGAAACACGCUGUUAAAGAAGGGUAAUGAACGAUUGACGCGCACAUACAACAUGCAAGAUGGGAUAAAAGGGACGUUAAAAAGAAGAGAGAGAAAGAGAGAGAGAGAGAGAGAGAGAGAGAGAGAGAGAGAAAACAAAAA
Messenger RNA from Anopheles gambiae (African malaria mosquito), 13307 nucleotides. RefSeq lists its product as uncharacterized. The transcript has 10 exons. Gene Ontology annotation, molecular function: cell-cell adhesion mediator activity. NCBI's taxonomy places the organism in Eukaryota, Metazoa, Arthropoda, Insecta, Diptera, Culicidae. The record is from RefSeq and is a predicted model, not a curated record. Bases 3642 to 8738 code for a protein of 1698 amino acids. Gene Ontology annotation, biological process: homophilic cell-cell adhesion; dendrite self-avoidance; axon guidance. Gene Ontology annotation, cellular component: plasma membrane; axon.